Molecule: messenger RNA, 1074 nt
Organism: Acaulospora morrowiae
Lineage: Eukaryota; Fungi; Glomeromycota; Glomeromycetes; Diversisporales; Acaulosporaceae
Source: the annotation of a GenBank genome assembly
AUGCCCAAAGACACUCACGGCAAGAGAAAAAAUGGAGAGAAAAAUGUCAUCCCGCGAAAAGGGAGAAAUGUCCACCUGUUCGAAACUCCUCAGUUCAAGGAAGACCUGAAACGUUCCAUCGACAAGAAUUUCAAAAAGACCUAUCCUCAAGGAAUGAAAAUCGAAACAUCACUUCCUCUCGAUCAACUUUUGGCUCCGUGUAAAAAAACUCGUGGGAAGAAGGGAAGAAUCACCCGACCGCAAAAUGCCUUCAUCCUAUAUCGCAAGGACAAUCAAGCCAAGAUCAAGGAGGACAAUCCAGACGCGAAAUUCGAACAGGUGUCCAAGAUAGUUGGUGACCUCUGGAAGAAUGAAAGUAACCAACGAAAGAACAAUUACAUUCUACUAUCAAAUCUCUGCAAUCUCGUGCAUCAAGAUCUCUUUCCGAAUUACAAGUUCAAACCGAAGUCGAAGGAGAACAGUGAGCAAGUGACGAGCGCCACCGAGACCGAUGAAGAGGCAGAGGGGGCAGAAGGAGAGGGAAAUGCGCAAUCAGAAUCGCACGACAAUGACUCUCGAGUUCCUUUCGAAGUCGGCUGUUCGGAUGCCACGCAAGGUGUCGUCGAUUUUCCAGGAUCAAACCAAUUAUUCGCAUCCUGCCCUGUCCCCGGAAUGCCGAUUGUGUACGAUAAUUCCAUAACACUAACUUCACCCGAAGACAUCUCGAUUAUCUAUACCGAAGAGAAUCCCAUUUCCGAUAACUUGUCGACACUGUAUUCGCAACUUGAACUGGACAAUUUUUCGUUGCAACCAGACUUUUUCGUGACCCCUCAGCCGUACGCCCGCAGUGAGGGUUCAGAAGCUGACGCAAACCUGCUUUACCUGCAGGACUAUGAGGACUUUCAAAUUCCUACUUUCCCGAUAGUUGACAAUACCACGAACGCCGAUUCUCUGUUGUUUUCGUACAACACCUCGGGGUCCAUCAACGAUACGACCCAAAAUUUUCAACCUUCCUACGACAUAAAUUUUCUCAAUUCAUACAGAGACGAGCAAAUUAUGCGAUUCUUCCCGAACACACAGGACUCUCAAAAUUAA